AUGGCGAAGGAGCUUCUACACCCGCCACUCGUCGUGUUCGUCGACGUCCACUGGAGGAGGCUUAGAAGACGCCAGGCAGCAGCUGUACGCGGAAGAGCAACGGAGUCUGACGAGAAAGCAAAACGAGAUUAUAAGACUUGCAAAGAGGACCAGGAUGAGCGUAGGGUGAGGGGUGCAGGUCACAGAAGUAGACGGGUCCCCAGGAAAAGUAAAAGUUUAAAGUCCAGGAGAAUGAGGGAGAAGAAGGAAAGAAAUAGUCAUCUUGAAUGUCCUUCUUUCCGACCUCCACGAAACGCCAGCUCUCGCCAAGCAGUUCGUUGGCCAAGGAACUCCGCCUGGCCGACACCCCCAGCAGCAGCAUGGAUCAGGACUUUCCCUCCAGCCUCUACACGCGCAGCCUCGAAUAAAGAGUAA
Nannizzia gypsea CBS 118893 is the source of this 414-nucleotide messenger RNA. RefSeq lists its product as hypothetical. The record is from RefSeq and is a predicted model, not a curated record. The transcript has 4 exons. The coding region runs from base 1 to 414 and encodes 137 amino acids. NCBI's taxonomy places the organism in Eukaryota, Fungi, Ascomycota, Eurotiomycetes, Onygenales, Arthrodermataceae.